AUGUCAGAACCAAUACCUGAAUCUAUUCCUACUAGCCAAGACCCCCGAAGCAAGCGCCCCUUGAAGCGACGCGCCCUAACGCCUCUCUCUGAACAAGCUAAACAGCUCGAUGGGCUAUUCAAAGACCCAAGUAAAGAUAUUCAUAUACCCGCCAUUUCUAAACCUCGCACCUCCGCGUCUCUACCGCCGCCACCAGAGGUUGUCGCGAACGUUCAAGGCUCGUCAGCCGGGGCCGGAUCCGGCGAGUUUCACGUAUACAAAGCAAGUCGUCGACGCGAAUAUGAGCGAGUGAGAUUGAUGGAAGAAGAGUUGAAGAAUGAAAAGGCUACGACAGAACAUGCAAAUAAGAUGGAAGAGCUAAAGCGGAAGGACGAAGAGAAGACAGAAAAGAAUCGAAAAAAGCGAGAGAAGCGGAAAGCGGCCAAAUCAAAGAAAGGAAAUGGUUCCCCUCACAAUGCGACGGAGAAUGAGAAUACAAAAGUGGCAUGUUGUGCCGAUGGCUCUGACGAGCGACCCAGAGACAAUAACAGAGAGCUAAACCAGGCAAACGCUUAUGCGGAAACCCCAGGUGUUAUUAUCCAUGAUGAAGAUUAA
Molecule: messenger RNA, 594 nt
Organism: Ophidiomyces ophidiicola
Lineage: Eukaryota; Fungi; Ascomycota; Eurotiomycetes; Onygenales; Onygenaceae
Exons: 1
Coding region: 1-594 (197 amino acids)
Biological process (GO): negative regulation of protein kinase activity
Cellular component (GO): nucleolus
Molecular function (GO): protein kinase binding; protein kinase inhibitor activity; double-stranded RNA binding
Source: RefSeq, a predicted model, not a curated record